Molecule: messenger RNA, 8733 nt
Organism: Microtus ochrogaster (prairie vole)
Lineage: Eukaryota; Metazoa; Chordata; Mammalia; Rodentia; Cricetidae
Gene: Hectd1
Product: HECT domain E3 ubiquitin protein ligase 1
Exons: 43
Coding region: 249-7997 (2582 amino acids)
Biological process (GO): protein K63-linked ubiquitination; anatomical structure development; proteasome-mediated ubiquitin-dependent protein catabolic process
Cellular component (GO): nuclear speck
Molecular function (GO): metal ion binding; protein binding; ubiquitin protein ligase activity
Source: RefSeq, a predicted model, not a curated record
GCCGCCGCCGCCGCCGCCGUCGCUCGGGAGGAGCUCUCGCUUCCUUGUCACCGGGUCCCCGCGGAGGAAGGGGAGGGACGAGACGCGGCUUUUCCUGUGCAGCCUGCCUGGCUCGACCUGCGCGGCCUGCGGCUUCCUGGGAACUCGAAGGCCGCGGCCGGGCCUGGCUCCGCCCGCGGCCUGCUUGUUGGAGCUGGACCGGAGCUGUUUGGGACGCCGAGCCGGGGCAAGGAGGCAUUUCAAAGACCAUGGCAGAUGUGGAUCCCGAUACGUUGCUGGAGUGGCUGCAGAUGGGGCAGGGAGAUGAAAGGGACAUGCAGCUGAUAGCCCUGGAACAGCUCUGCAUGCUGCUUUUGAUGUCCGACAACGUGGAUCGGUGUUUUGAAACAUGUCCCCCUCGCACUUUCCUACCAGCUCUCUGCAAAAUCUUUCUUGAUGAGAGUGCCCCAGACAAUGUGUUAGAGGUGACAGCCCGAGCCAUAACAUACUACCUGGAUGUGUCUGCAGAAUGCACCCGAAGGAUUGUAGGAGUAGACGGAGCUAUAAAAGCACUUUGUAAUCGUUUGGUGGUGGUUGAACUUAACAACAGGACCAGCCGAGAUUUAGCUGAGCAAUGUGUAAAGGUGUUGGAACUGGUAUGCACUCGUGAGUCAGGAGCGGUCUUUGAGGCUGGGGGUUUGAAUUGUGUUCUUACCUUCAUUCGUGACAGCGGACACCUGGUUCACAAAGACACCCUACACUCUGCCAUGGCUGUGGUCUCCAGACUCUGCGGCAAAAUGGAACCUCAGGAUUCUUCUUUAGAAAUUUGUGUAGAGUCUCUGUCUAGUUUGUUAAAACAUGAAGACCAUCAGGUUUCAGAUGGAGCUCUGCGCUGUUUUGCAUCACUAGCUGACCGGUUUACUCGUCGUGGAGUGGAUCCUGCUCCCUUGGCCAAGCAUGGGUUAACUGAAGAGCUGUUGUCACGAAUGGCAGCUGCUGGUGGUGCUGUGUCAGGACCAUCUUCAGCAUGUAAACCAGGCCGCAGCACCACGGGAGCCCCCUCUACAACUGCAGAUUCCAAGUUGAGUAACCAGGUGUCGACGAUUGUCAGUCUUCUCUCAACACUUUGCAGAGGCUCUCCCCUAGUCACACACGAUCUUCUGAGAUCAGAGCUUCCAGAUUCAAUUGAAAGUGCAUUGCAGGGUGAUGAAAGAUGUGUGCUUGAUACCAUGCGUUUGGUUGACCUCCUCUUGGUGCUAUUAUUUGAAGGACGAAAGGCCUUGCCCAAAUCUAGUGCUGGAUCUACGGGCAGAAUCCCAGGACUACGGAGAUUGGAUAGUUCUGGGGAACGCUCUCAUCGGCAGCUUAUAGACUGUAUUCGGAGUAAAGAUACUGAUGCACUCAUAGAUGCAAUUGACACAGGAGCUUUUGAAGUAAAUUUUAUGGAUGAUGUGGGUCAGACUCUGUUAAACUGGGCCUCUGCGUUUGGAACUCAGGAAAUGGUAGAAUUUCUUUGUGAGAGAGGUGCUGAUGUUAAUAGAGGCCAAAGGUCAUCAUCAUUACACUAUGCUGCGUGUUUUGGAAGACCUCAAGUAGCAAAGACUCUUUUACGGCAUGGUGCAAAUCCGGAUCUAAGAGAUGAAGAUGGUAAAACACCAUUGGAUAAAGCUCGAGAGAGAGGCCACAGUGAAGUAGUAGCUAUCCUGCAGUCUCCAGGUGAUUGGAUGUGUCCAGUCAAUAAAGGGGAUGACAAGAAAAAGAAAGACACAAGUAAAGAUGAAGAAGAAUGUAAUGAGCCCAGAGGAGACCCAGAAAUGGCACCAAUAUACUUGAAGAGGUUAUUACCUGUGUUUGCACAGACGUUCCAGCAGACUAUGUUGCCUUCAAUAAGGAAAGCCAGUCUUGCUCUAAUUCGAAAAAUGAUUCAUUUUUGCUCUGAAGCACUGCUAAAAGAAGUCUGCGAUUCUGAUGUUGGUCACAAUUUGCCCACAACACUAGUGGAAAUCACUGCAACUGUGCUUGAUCAAGAGGAUGACGAUGACGGCCAUUUGCUAGCUUUACAGAUCAUAAGGGAUUUGGUUGAUAAAGGUGGUGAUAUAUUUUUAGAUCAGCUGGCCAGGCUCGGUGUAAUUAGCAAAGUAUCAGCUUUGGCAGGCCCUUCUUCUGAUGAUGAGAACGAAGAGGAAUCGAAACCAGAAAAAGAAGAUGAACCGCAGGAAGAUGCUAAAGAAUUGCAGCAAGGUAAACCAUACCACUGGAGAGACUGGUCAAUAAUCAGGGGAAGGGACUGCUUAUACAUUUGGAGUGAUGCUGCAGCUUUGGAGCUAUCUAAUGGCAGUAAUGGAUGGUUCAGAUUCAUCCUGGAUGGAAAACUGGCCACCAUGUAUUCAAGCGGCAGUCCUGAAGGUGGAUCGGAUAGUUCAGAAAGCAGAAGUGAAUUCUUAGAGAAGUUACAAAGAGCCCGAGGCCAAGUGAAGCCAUCUACUUCAAGUCAGCCUAUACUGUCAGCACCAGGGCCCACCAAACUCAGCGUAGGGAACUGGUCAGUGACAUGUUUGAAGGAAGGAGAAAUUGCUAUUCAUAACUCUGAUGGUCAGCAAGCUACAAUACUAAAAGAAGAUUUGCCUGGUUUUGUGUUUGAAUCUAACAGAGGAACUAAACAUUCAUUUACUGCAGAAACGUCUCUGGGUUCAGAGUUUGUGACUGGCUGGACUGGCAAAAGAGGCAGAAAAUUAAAAUCCAAGCUGGAAAAAACAAAGCAAAAGGUACGAACUAUGGCUCGAGAUUUGUAUGAUGACCACUUUAAAGCUGUUGAAAGCAUGCCUCGUGGAGUAGUGGUAACACUUAGAAAUAUAGCAACACAGUUAGAAUCAUCUUGGGAGCUUCAUACAAAUAGACAUUGUAUUGAAGGUGAAAACACUUGGCGAGAUUUAAUGAAGACAGCUUUAGAAAACCUAAUUGUACUUCUGAAGGAUGAGAACACAAUUUCACCAUACGAAAUGUGUAGUAGUGGUUUAGUCCAGGCUCUUCUUACUGUUUUAAAUAAUAGCAUAGAUUUGGAUAUGAAGCAAGAUUGUAGUCAACUGGUAGAAAGAAUAAAUGUCUUCAAAACAGCCUUUAGUGAAAGUGAAGACGAUGAAAGCAGACCCGCAGUUGCAUUAAUUCGAAAGUUAAUAGCUGUACUAGAAUCUAUUGAACGACUACCUCUCCAUUUGUAUGACACACCAGGAUCCACAUAUAACCUCCAGAUACUCACAAGAAGAUUACGCUUUCGGCUGGAACGUGCCCCUGGUGAGACUGCGUUGAUAGAUCGGACUGGCAGAAUGCUGAAGAUGGAGCCCUUGGCUACAGUUGAGUCUCUGGAACAGUAUCUGCUGAAAAUGGUAGCAAAGCAGUGGUAUGAUUUUGACCGAUCCUCAUUUGUUUUUGUUCGAAAAUUAAGAGAAGGCCAAAAUUUUAUAUUUCGACACCAGCAUGAUUUUGAUGAAAAUGGAAUCAUUUACUGGAUUGGGACAAAUGCAAAAACUGCGUAUGAAUGGGUAAAUCCUGCCGCGUAUGGACUUGUGGUAGUAACGUCAUCAGAGGGAAGAAACCUGCCAUAUGGUCGCUUGGAAGACAUACUGAGUCGUGACAAUUCUGCUUUAAACUGUCACAGCAACGAUGACAAGAAUGCCUGGUUUGCCAUAGAUCUAGGUGUCUGGGUAAUACCAUCGGCAUACACACUGCGCCAUGCUCGUGGCUAUGGAAGGUCUGCACUGAGAAAUUGGGUUUUCCAGGUAUCCAAAGAUGGACAGAACUGGACUUCUCUGUAUACCCAUGUUGAUGACUGCAGUCUCAAUGAACCAGGAUCAACUGCAACUUGGCCACUUGACCCAGCGAAGGAUGAGAAACAGGGGUGGCGCCACGUGCGGAUCAAACAGAUGGGGAAGAAUGCCAGUGGACAGACACACUACCUCUCGCUCUCUGGAUUCGAGCUCUAUGGCACUGUCAACGGCGUAUGUGAAGACCAGCUAGGGAAAGCAGCUAAAGAAGCAGAAGCAAAUCUUAGAAGGCAGAGGCGCCUCGUGCGCUCCCAAGUCCUCAGGUACAUGGUUCCCGGAGCACGUGUUAUCAGAGGCCUUGACUGGAAGUGGCGAGAUCAGGACGGCAGCCCUCAGGGAGAAGGCACUGUCACAGGGGAGCUGCACAAUGGCUGGAUUGAUGUCACCUGGGAUGCUGGUGGCUCAAACUCUUACCGUAUGGGCGCAGAAGGAAAAUUUGACCUCAAGCUUGCACCAGGGUACGACCCUGAUACAGUGGCAUCACCCAAACCUGUUUCAUCCACUGUUUCAGGCACAACGCAAUCAUGGAGCAGCUUGGUGAAAAACAACUGUCCAGACAAGACGUCUGCUGCUGCAGGCUCCUCAAGUAGAAAAGGAAGCAGCAGUUCUGUGUGUAGCGUGGCCAGUAGCAGCGACAUCAGCUUGGGUUCGACCAAAACGGAACGGAGAUCAGAAAUUGUAAUGGAACACAGUAUAGUUUCAGGAGCUGAUAUACUUGAACCAAUUGUUGUUCUUUCAUCUGCUGAAAACGUCCCUCAAACAGAAGUAGGGUCAUCUUCCAGUGCAAGCACCAGCACCCUAACAGCGGAAACGGGAAGUGAAAAUGCGGAGAGGAAGCUAGGCACUGAUAGUUCUGUCCGAGCUCCUGGGGAGUCUAGUGCAAUAUCCAUGGGGAUUGUCAGUGUUAGCUCUCCUGAUGUUAGUUCAGUAUCUGAAUUAACUAACAAGGAAGCAGCUUCACAGCGCCCCCUUAGUUCUUCAGCAAGUAACAGACUGUCAGUGAGUUCCUUGUUGGCUGCUGGGGCCCCUAUGAGCUCCAGUGCAAGUGUACCUAACUUGUCCUCGAGAGAAACGUCUAGCCUGGAGAGUUUUGUAAGGAGAGUGGCAAACAUAGCGCGGACUAAUGCCACGAACAACAUGAACCUAAGCCGGAGCAGCAGUGAUAACAACACUAAUACCCUGGGGAGGAAUGUGAUGAGCACCGCAACUUCUCCUCUUAUGGGUGCUCAGAGUUUCCCUAACUUGACCACACCCGGUACUACAUCCACAGUGACAAUGUCAACAUCCAGUGUUACUAGCAGCAGCAAUGUAGCUACGGCGACAACAGUUUUAUCAGUGGGUCAAUCAUUAAGUAAUACUUUAACCACCAGCCUCACAUCAACCUCUAGUGAGAGUGACACGGGUCAGGAGGCUGAGUAUUCCUUAUAUGAUUUUCUUGAUAGCUGUCGUGCCAGUACUCUCUUAGCUGAGCUAGAUGAUGAUGAGGAUUUGCCCGAGCCCGAUGAGGAAGAUGAUGAGAAUGAAGAUGACAAUCAGGAGGACCAAGAAUACGAGGAGGUUAUGAUUCUGAGACGUCCAUCCCUGCAGCGUCGAGCUGGCUCCCGCUCAGAUGUGACACACCACGCUGUCACCUCACAGCUGCCACAGGUUCCUUCUGGAGCAGGCAGCCGACCUAUCGGGGAGCAGGAGGAAGAGGAAUAUGAAACCAAGGGAGGACGCCGUAGGACCUGGGAUGACGACUACGUGCUAAAGCGGCAGUUUUCUGCCUUGGUUCCUGCUUUUGAUCCUAGACCAGGUCGUACGAAUGUCCAGCAGACAACUGACCUGGAGAUUCCUCCCCCAGGAACACCGCACUCGGAGCUCUUGGAAGAAGUUGAAUGCACUCCAUCCCCUCGAUUGGCUCUCACACUGAAAGUAACUGGGCUUGGAACAACUCGGGAAGUUGAAUUGCCACUUACCAAUUUCAGAUCAACCAUCUUUUAUUAUGUACAGAAAUUGCUUCAGCUGUCUUGCAAUGGCAAUGUGAAGUCAGAUAAACUUAGGCGUAUUUGGGAGCCCACUUACACAAUCAUGUAUAGAGAAAUGAAGGAUUCUGAUAAAGAAAAAGAAAAUGGGAAAAUGGGCUGCUGGUCUAUAGAGCAUGUGGAACAGUACCUUGGCACUGAUGAACUACCAAAGAAUGAUCUGAUAACCUACCUGCAGAAGAACGCAGACGCCGCUUUCCUGCGCCACUGGAAAUUAACCGGCACUAAUAAAAGUAUUAGGAAAAACAGAAACUGUUCUCAGCUUAUAGCCGCAUAUAAGGAUUUUUGCGAGCAUGGAACAAAGUCUGGAUUAAACCAGGGGGCAAUUUCUACUCUUCAAAGUAGCAACAUUCUUAAUCUGACAAAAGAGCAGCCUCAGGCAAAAGCUGGCAACGGCCAGAACUCAUGUGGAGUGGAAGAUGUCCUUCAGCUCCUGCGCAUUCUGUAUAUAGUUGCCAGUGACCCUUACUCCAGAAUAUCCCAAGAAGAUGGUGAUGAGCAGCCUCAGUUUACUUUUCCACCUGAUGAAUUUACUAGUAAAAAAAUCACCACAAAAAUCUUACAGCAGAUUGAGGAACCAUUGGCUUUGGCGAGUGGGGCUCUGCCAGACUGGUGUGAACAGUUAACCAGCAAGUGUCCUUUCUUGAUUCCAUUUGAAACUAGACAGCUUUAUUUCACCUGUACAGCAUUUGGUGCAUCCAGGUACAGCUGGCAGUACUUACUGCAGGAUGAUGCUGUGGGCAUUUCUGGGUCUUACCCCAUUUACACAGUGACCUGUCAUGGAUGUGACCAUCACAGACGUAUGGCUACAUCAGAUGUCGUUGAAUUUUUAGGAGAAGAAGGAACUGGCUUGGGACCCACUUUGGAGUUUUAUGCACUUGUGGCAGCCGAAUUCCAGAGGACUGACUUGGGGACGUGGCUGUGUGAUGACAACUUCCCGGAUGACGAGUCUCGUCAUGUUGAUCUUGGAGGUGGGUUGAAGCCUCCUGGAUACUACGUGCAGCGGUCCUGUGGGCUGUUCACAGCACCAUUCCCACAGGACAGUGACGAGCUGGAAAGGAUCACAAAGCUCUUCCAUUUCCUUGGCAUUUUCUUAGCCAAAUGUAUUCAAGACAAUAGACUGGUGGACUUGCCUAUUUCUAAGCCUUUCUUUAAACUUAUGUGCAUGGGGGACAUUAAAAGCAAUAUGAGCAAACUGAUCUAUGAAUCACGAGGCGACAGAGACUUGCACUGUACAGAAAGUCAGUCGGAAGCGUCCACAGAAGAAGGUCAUGACUCUCUCUCAGUAGGAAGCUUUGAAGAGGACUCAAAGUCAGAAUUUAUCCUCGAUCCCCCUAAACCCAAACCCCCAGCUUGGUUUAAUGGAAUUUUGACUUGGGAAGAUUUUGAACUAGUAAAUCCGCAUAGGGCCAGAUUUUUAAAAGAAAUUAAAGACCUUGCUAUCAAGAGGCGCCAAAUUUUAGGCAAUAAAAAUCUUUCUGAAGAUGAGAAGAACACAAAGUUACAGGAAUUAGUGCUCAAGAAUCCAUCAGGUUCUGGACCUCCACUUAGCAUCGAGGAUUUAGGUUUAAAUUUCCAGUUCUGCCCUUCUUCAAGAAUAUACGGCUUCACAGCUGUGGAUCUCAAGCCAAGCGGGGAAGAUGAGAUGAUAACAGUGGAUAAUGCAGAAGAAUAUGUGGAUCUGAUGUUUGACUUCUGUAUGCAUACGGGUAUUCAGAAACAGAUGGAAGCCUUCCGAGAUGGGUUUAAUAAAGUUUUUCCAAUGGAGAAACUAAGUUCCUUCAGCCAUGAGGAAGUCCAGAUGAUUCUCUGUGGAAAUCAGUCUCCAUCCUGGGCCGCCGAGGACAUCAUCAAUUACACUGAACCCAAGCUUGGCUAUACACGUGACAGUCCUGGUUUCCUCAGGUUCGUCAGGGUUUUGUGUGGCAUGUCCUCAGACGAAAGGAAAGCAUUCCUGCAGUUUACCACUGGCUGCUCAACUCUGCCCCCGGGUGGACUGGCCAACCUGCACCCCAGGCUCACAGUCGUGCGAAAGGUUGACGCUACUGAUGCAAGCUAUCCGUCAGUCAAUACUUGUGUCCAUUAUCUGAAGUUACCUGAAUAUUCUUCUGAGGAGAUCAUGAGGGAGCGCUUGCUAGCUGCUACAAUGGAGAAAGGCUUUCAUCUCAAUUGAGGUUUGGGAUGCAGAAGGAGACAGCAGAGACGGGGCUGAGAGCAGCCUCUUGCUUUGUUCGUGGAGAAGUGUGGUCCUCACACUAAUGACGUUUGCCUUGUUUUCUACCAGGAAGGCUUGAGAACACCUGGAAUAGGUUCCUUAGCUGCUAAUGACAAAGUAAAUCCCUUCCUACCCAGCCAGCAGGUCCCAGCACAGGCACUGUGCUGCUUUUCAAGGGCUCACGGGACUGGGAAGGUGGUUCUGCCUAACUGUGUACCAAGUGUCAGCGUUUCAUACUCCAUACACUACAGUUGCCGUCACUGAUCCCCGUUUGCUGGCUUCUUAGCUACUUGGUCAAAAUCCUGCUUCCUUAAAACAUAGAGUGUUAAUGGGCAUCUCGAGCUUUUUCUUUUCCUUUUUAUGCUGCCUGCACUACCAGAGUGUUCUAGUGUUCUCUGUUGUCCAGCCCAGAAUCAUGCACAGCCUUUUAGUUCUUUGAGGUGGGAGUUCAUUUUUUCCUAAAUACCAUCUUAAAAAAGAUGGAAUUCUGAAGUGUGUUUGUGCAGCUCAAAAAUAAAGCUAUAGUAACGGAGGGAAACACUGGUCUCGGUGCAAGGCACACUCGCAGCAACGUUUAUGUUUGGUUGUCUUUUCUUUGUAUAUUAUAAACAUUUAUUUAACUUGUUGCAGUUGGACGUGAGUUUCUGAAAUGUAUGCUCAACAAUAAUCAUUAAAGUGUUUGCAGCAUAGAAAA